CUCAAUGCGAAGUAAUCUCUUAUGCUCCGGGGGUGGGUGAAAGUGAGUGUUGUACGACCUAUUCCACAGACACACACACAUUUUCGAUUUGGUGCGACGAGCGAUAGGAGCGACACACGCCUCAACAGCACAUAUCAGGCCCCCGAGUGGAAUUAUCCGUCCAGCAGUGACAUGGCAGACCGGAGUGAAGGACGGGACGCGAGCAACACCGAGACCUACGACUGUCCGGAGCCACAGCUGGAGGCGACGCAGGACCUGGAGUUGCUGGCACAGGAGAUCGCCGAGGCUGCCGUUGAGGAGGAGCGAAAGUUGUCCAGAACGCCCUCACCCUCCCCGCCAGCCUCGCCGCCGCAUUCCUUCGAGGAGGCGGAGGCUGCGACGGAUGACGAGUCGGACGAAGACGAGUCGGAGGAAGACGAGUCGGAGGAAGACGAGUUGGAAGAAGAGGAGUCGGAGGAAGAAACGGACGAUGAUGACCUGGAGUGUGACGACGACCUGACACACUUGGAAGAGGAGUCGAGCGAAAAUCUGAGGUCAAGCAGCCCCGUCGACGAGGCAUCUUGGGUGCUUGUCGAUGCCGCAGACGGCGAGGAAAGUAAAACAGAAUUUCCAGAACAGAAAUUCAGUGUUUACAGAAAAUUCUUGGCACGUGGAGACUUGCGUCAGAAACUGGCGGACUUGGGCUUCACUUGUGACGCCGCCCAACAGGCCUCCGCGCCCGCGGCAAACAGCCAACAGGAACCCGACCUUCAAAACCUGGUGGUGUCCUGCUCCGAGUCCAUCGUCAUCUGUCACCUGCCCCAAGAGGGUGACGGAAAGGAGGAAAGUGCCAGUCAGGUGCUCAUCAAGAACUCGCCGGACGCGCCCAGGAUACCAAGCUGGAGGGGAACCGUCUCGGAGGGCACGGUGUCGGUGGAGGUGGAGCGGCAGGGCGGCCUCGUGGUGGCGGCCGUGACGGUGAGGCAUCGCGACCUGCUCUCCGCCCUCACCUCCCUCAGGAGCCUCGUAGCGUCGACAGGUCUUGUGUCCUAUGCUGACGUGGACGUGCCAAGCCUGCUGGCCCGUGCCGCCUGAUGACUCCAGCCUUGCCUCCCUGCUGCAUGUGUCCCCCUGCCCCUGGCCAGCCUGUAACUCCACCUACAGCCUCACACACGGGAGUUGUGAUGCCUUAUUAUCGUCGUCAGUCAAUCAGUCUUUCCGCAGUACCGUCACCCGCUCGGCGACCCCAGACCCGUGGAGUGUUGGUGCCGGCGCUCGACCAAGUAUUAUCCAGCGGCACUCAUCCCGCCGUGGCAGUCAGCUUCCUCUUCGGUGCCAAAUGUGCCUUCACUUAUCACUUAAUUAAUAUAUCUAAUUUGUGUGUACUAUAUAUGCAGUUUUUUUUUUGUCAUUAUACCAGUUGUUAGUCAUCAAGAAGAAGCACUGACUCUUUAGUUAUUUUUUCCGUAUUGAAAGUAAGAUUUGAGGCGCUACAGGGCGCCAGGCGGCUGCCACCAUCACAGUCUAGGCACCGUGGGCAUGGUGCACCAGGGCCACGUCUAUAUCCUUUUUCCGGCGAAUAAUGAAAAAAAAUAUCUCUUUCGGAUGUGUUCGUAUACUCGAUCGUGUACGGGAUAAGUUUUCUUCUGUGUACAAAAAAAGUCUAAGCUAUUAUGUCUUUGUUUUUAAUUUGACAUAAUGAUAAGGCAGUUAUAUCAAGCCACUCCUUGCUGAAUGUAAAUACCUGCAGGAAAGGAGCGGAGGCAUUAAUCGUAAUUUAUAAACCUGAACAUCAGCUUUCGACUUGCAGUUCAGUUCAUUACUGUCGUUGUUAACAUUGUUUCGCUAUUAUAAUCACGUCGGCAUGUAUGGGAGGUGUUCUUGUGUCAACACAUUUCAGGGCCACGGCGGCAGCCUCAGUGCCUGUGCGGGGGCGUGGGCACACCCAUGUAUACUGCCUCCUUGUUCCGCUCCUCAGGCUUCGCCGCGCCAUCACUGCCGCCAACAUAUCACGUGUAAUAAUGCCGCAUCCCAACCAAGGGACUCUAUCAGACGUAUUUAUUGUUCAUAGUUUAAGAGGUUGGCAAUCAAAAGACGGCAUACUUGCUCAACGAUAGGCACACUUUUUCGCUCCAAGGGCAAUGUGUGUGCGACAAUAGGUUGUAAACCAAGACAAGUCGAUGUAAGCUGUGAAAAAGUCAUUUGAUGAAAAUAGAUUAGGUUUAUGUUGUUGGAAUUCAGUAAUAAGUGACUGAGUUCAGUGCCCGCUUUCUCUAUCAUGAAGGCGCAUGUAAUUUUAAUCAUGAAAUUAGAUUUCGAUAACGGAUGCAUUAUUCCUCUGCUAUGUCUUUCAUAUUAAGUUACUGUACUUAGAGUACUUAAGGAUGCUUUUAUUGUCCAUUUUAACUUUUUUUUCGCAUAACAAACCCGAAAUUUUGCAAGAAUAAUAUAUUUUUAACAAAUUUUAAUUGAACCCCAAGUAAUUUUUUUUUCAUGUUCGUGUUAAAUUAUCACAAUUUCAAGGUGUGUAAGAUUGUAAAAAGGGAUGGAUCAUCAGUAAUACGUUGAGGAAUCUAUCAAAGCAAAGUUAACUCAUAUUUCUCCCAGAAACUGAUGAAUCCCUUCACAAAGUGAGCGUUAAACCGCCGUUUGUGGUGCACCGUAAUCACCAACAGUCUGCAGCAGAGCCUUGAUGGGGUACUCGGUCCCCUUGAUGAGCUCCAGGCCACCUACGGACACGGGGUCGUUGGUGAUCUUAUCUGCCAUUGACGCUAUCGCCGAGGCUCUGUAUCAGUACCCUGGCUGCUGUGAUUCUAAACUCUCCACAUAUCAGGCCAAGGAGAUCAAUGCCUCCUUGUCUCAAGCCAACAAGCAGCCUGACUUGUUGACCGAAUAUCACUUUUGCCUCUUAUUUUCUAGUUUCGUGUAUUCAGACGAAACCCAAAUCAUCUGUGCCACUUGAGCACAAGAUUAGAGUUGUUAAAUGUUUUCGUGCUUAAAUCCAGUGUCAUUGUGUUGUCCGGUGAGGAACUUCGGUAUAAUAAACUACUCAACAUUCUAGAGGUGAAAUUACAGUGAUGACUUUAUAUUGUACUUUUACCAUAAGACAUUUAUUACGAAUAAGACCUGUGCAGUCUUGUCUUACCUUCAGAAACACGAUGUUUUCAGAUUAACUAUAAUAGUUAAUGACUGCACAAGUCGCCCGUGUGUCGGUCUGUUUUCCCGACACACUGAUGGGUCAGCAACACCGACCUUUUCUACUCUUUUUGCUUUAUUAAGACUCAUUUCCUUUCCUUGUUGACAUCUCGUCGCUUUCUUCCAGAUGUACUUUUACACUUUCUUCAGUCGCUGUGCCUUUUGCUACGGCAAAUAACUUGUAAAUUGUAAAAAUCAUAACAAAAAUAAUAUAUUUUAUGAGAAUAAAAAUACGAAAAUUC
Messenger RNA from Eriocheir sinensis (Chinese mitten crab), 3416 nucleotides. RefSeq lists its product as uncharacterized. The transcript has 5 exons. Lineage: Eukaryota; Metazoa; Arthropoda; Malacostraca; Decapoda; Varunidae. The coding region runs from base 22 to 1074 and encodes 350 amino acids. The record is from RefSeq and is a predicted model, not a curated record.